Brettanomyces bruxellensis is the source of this 318-nucleotide messenger RNA. It is a transcript of the gene RPL43A, whose product is annotated as 60S ribosomal protein L43A. Gene Ontology annotation, molecular function: structural constituent of ribosome. Lineage: Eukaryota; Fungi; Ascomycota; Pichiomycetes; Pichiales; Pichiaceae. The coding region runs from base 1 to 318 and encodes 105 amino acids. The record is from RefSeq and is a predicted model, not a curated record. Gene Ontology annotation, cellular component: ribosome. Gene Ontology annotation, biological process: translation. The transcript has 2 exons.
AUGAACGAUUUAAAGAGCACUCCAUUGGUUUUAUCGAGGAAGUCUAAAAGAACUAAAAAGGUUGGAAUCACCGGUAAAUAUGGUAUCAGAUACGGUUCUUCUUUGAGAAGACAAUGUAAGAAGCUUGAGGUUCAGCAGCACUCUAGAUACGACUGUUCUUUCUGCGGAAAGAAGGCCGUUAAGAGAGAGGCUACUGGUAUCUGGAAAUGCAAGGCUUGCAAUAAGACCAUCGCUGGUGGUGCUUACUCCGUCUCUACUGCUGCUGCUGCCACCAUCAGAUCUACCAUCAGACGUUUGAGAGAGUUGGUUGAGGCUUAA